AUGGGCAUGGCUGAUCAACUGACUGAAGAACAGGUUGCUGAAUUCAAGGAAGCUUUCUCCCUAUUGGACAAAGAUGGGGAUGGCACCAUCACAACAAAGGAACUCGGCACUGUCUUGCAGUCACUGGGUCGGAACCCAACAGAAGCCGAAUUGCAGGAUAUGAUCAAUGAAGUGGAUGGCACCAUUGACUUCCUAGAGUUUUUGACUAUGAUGGCUAGACAAAUGAAAGAUACGGACAGUGAAGAAGCAAUCUGCCAGCCAUUCGGAGUCUUUGACAAGGAUGGCAAUGGUUACAUCAGUGCGGCAGAACCACAUCAUGUCAUGACAAACUUAGGAGAAAAACGAACAGAUGAAGAAGUAGAUGAAACGAUCAGAGACGCAGAUAUUGAUGGAGAUGGACAAGUCAACUAUGAGGAAUUCGUACAGGUGAUGACUGCAAAAUGA
Molecule: messenger RNA, 444 nt
Organism: Molossus molossus (Pallas's mastiff bat)
Lineage: Eukaryota; Metazoa; Chordata; Mammalia; Chiroptera; Molossidae
Product: calmodulin-like
Exons: 2
Coding region: 1-444 (147 amino acids)
Molecular function (GO): calcium ion binding
Source: RefSeq, a predicted model, not a curated record